Molecule: messenger RNA, 255 nt
Organism: Alternaria arborescens
Lineage: Eukaryota; Fungi; Ascomycota; Dothideomycetes; Pleosporales; Pleosporaceae
Exons: 1
Coding region: 1-255 (84 amino acids)
Source: RefSeq, a predicted model, not a curated record
AUGAAGGCAAAACACCAUAACGACACGGGCUUGCUCGAGGUACUACCCGUGGUGCGCGAGGAGCUAGAUGAAGUUGAGGAGAGUUUCAUUGACGAUCUUACUUACCUGACUGCUGCCGAGAGAGAUCGGAUGGCGGGGAAGGACGUGGACGAGGACGAAGGCAAGGAAAAGGAAAAGGAAGAGGAUAAGGAGACAGACGAGGACGAGAGAAACAAGGAGCAGGACGAGGAGAAGGCUGACGUUAAAGCUGUGUGA